Molecule: messenger RNA, 2325 nt
Organism: Microcebus murinus (gray mouse lemur)
Lineage: Eukaryota; Metazoa; Chordata; Mammalia; Primates; Cheirogaleidae
Source: RefSeq, a predicted model, not a curated record
GGAGAUGUCUGCCCAGAGUUAAUUUCUAACAGAACCUCCCAGCAAUCUGCAUCUAAUUCUGAUUACACCUGGGAAUCAUGAGUAUUACGAGAUCGGACAGUUUCCUUGAAGGACUGAAGGCUCAUAAAUAUUCCAUUGUGAUUGGAUUCUGGGUUGGUCUCGCUGUCUUCGUGAUCUUUAUGUUUUUUGUGCUGACCUUGCUGACCAAGACAGGAGCCCCACACCAAGACAAUGCAGAGUCUUCAGAGAAGAGAUUCAGAAUGAACAGCUUUGUGUCAGACUUUGGAAGACCUCUGGAACCAGAUAAGGUGUUUUCUCGCCAGGGCAACGAGGAGUCCAGGUCUCUCUUUCACUGCUACAUCAAUGAAGUGGAACACUUGGACAGGGCCAGAGCUUCUCACCAGACCACAGGCCUCGGCAGUGACGUCCAACUCCAGGAAGCCAUGGGAAGCAGCGGGCAGCCGGAGGAGGAGCUGAACAGGCUCAUGAAGUUUGACAUCCCCAACUUUGUGAAUACGGACCAGAACUCCUCCUUUGGGGAGGAUGAUCUUCUGAUUUCGGAACCACCUAUUGUUCUCGAAAAUAAGCCACUUUCCCAGACGUCACACAAAGACCUAGAUUGAGAAACAUGCUCUGAAAAGUGUCUACCUAAAGAUGUGGAUUCUGUUUGGGUACAGCAUGAAAUUCCCAUCCACCAAAAUUGUGGGGGUGGGGGAGGGAAUGAGAGACAGAGAGACACAGAGAGAGGUAGAGACAGAGAGAACAUAGAGACAGGGAGACAGAGAAGACAGCCCCCUUAGAAGAGAGCUGAUUAAGCCAAGUGUUUUUUUGUUGCUUUUUAACACAUUUGAGGCUUUGAGGGGAUUCAUAUUUAUACUGUCUCAUCUUCCUCGUUGAAAAACUUGGCCAAAUAGUCAAUGUCAGCAUUCUCGAGUGAGGGUCGGCCUCCUGUGCCCUGAUCUGGCCCUGCUGCCUGCGUGCUCUGCCUUGUGCAAGUUGCUCUCCCUCCCUGGCUGCCACCUUUUUAACUGUAAAGUGAUGUGUCUGGAGAGAUGCAUCCAGCUCUAACAUUUUGUAAAUUUAUGACUUUGCAUCCAAAUGAGGCUGAGACAUACAUAAAGCAGCAUAAACGAGGGCACUGCCUCCUAGCUCUUGUUGUAGGCUCUUUCCGAUCUCAGCACCUUACUCUUCACCCUUAACUGAACCAAGCUUUAGUCAGGGGGAAUGGGGUAUCUACCAGGAUGUCAGGAAACUCACCUUACAUAGUCACAGUGGCCAGCAUUUCUGCUGGGUCAUGCUGAAACAGCUCUUCGGAGGACCUGCAACCCCCCAUGCUCAAACCUGGGGACAGCCCUGCCCCACCUGAGAAUGAGUCCCCAUCCACGUAGAUCGCAUGGCACUCCCACCCCCAAGAUACGUUAGGAAGGUUGUCAGCUGAGUGAGGGGAGGUGCCUUCUGUGUAUCUCUGGGUUGGUGUUUCUGUGGUCACACUGCUGUGCCACUGGCUACAGAAUACAAGCAUAAGCUACUACGUAUAAAUACAGUUGUCCCUUGGUAUAUGUGGGGCGUUGGUUCCGGGACCACCACCCAAAUAUACCAAAAUCCUUGCACCCUCAAGUCCCGAAGUUGGUCAUGUGGAACCUGCAUGCAUGAAAAGUUGGCCCUUCAUAUAUAUAGGUUUUGCGUCCCAGGAAUACUGUAUUUUAGAUCCAUGUUUCUUUGAAAAAAAAAAUCUGUUUAUAAGUGGACCUGCCUAGUUCAAACCCAUACUGUUUGAGGGUCAACAGUAUUCCCACUCAAACAGGAGAAAAUGGAAGACAAAAAGAGUCAGCAGUCCCAGGAAAUUACAAAAUUCAGCUGGGAAAACUAUUAGGUUGCAAGGCCUGCAAAUACUCUUCUGCGACUCAUGGCUCUGCUAGCACAGGCAGGAAGGGAGACACGGUAGAGGAAGUACAGAGUGGCCCCAGGAGCAGAAGGGAUUCUGGGUAAGGGAACACACUGCAAGAUAUGGGUCGCUAUCAGUGUCACAGAAUGUUAGCGUAGGAAAAGGGAAACCUGAGCAGAGAAAAUAGGAAAGGAAGCAAGAAGCAAAGUAAACCAAUGGGUGCCGAGUAAGAGAACGCACUGCAACAGUAGCAAGAUAAAGGGCAGUUACAACUGUCACAAGAAACAUAGCAGGAAGGACACAGGGCACAUUGCACAUUACAGCAUGCCCUCCCCCCAUGGGCUUUGGACCCCAUAACACAUCCCAGCCUAACCAUGUAAGGUGAAAAACUGCUCCCUGCACCCUUCAAUGGCUGGAAAAUGACAACAUUCCCCUUGAUU